AUGUCUUCGAAAGCAAAACGUUCAAAGGCUCAACGAGAACAAGCGAUUCAUGUCGAUGCUUCUGCAGAUGAGACAUUUGAUACUCACAGUUCCACUAAUGCGACGUCUUCGAAUUCUUCGAACCCGCAUGUUUCUAUUCGUCAAAUGGAAAAGGAUUUGUUGCAAUCUCUUAAUGACCGUUUAGCUGGUUAUAUAGAGCGUGUCCGCACGUUGGAGACUGAGAACACUCGUCUGCAGGUGCAGAUCAACGAAGUAGAGAUUGUUGAGCGCAAGGAGAAGGAAAGCCUCGCUACUCGUUAUGAUGUUAAAAUUGAAGAGCUGCGCAAGCAGCUUGAAUAUCUGACACGUGACAAGGCUAAGUUACAAAUUGAGCAUGACAAGGCGACCAGUGGCUAUGAAGAACUCAAAUCUCGUGUUCCCCAACUGGAGCGAGACUUGAAGAAGGCGGAAAAGGACAAGUUUUCUGCAUAUGAUGAGAUUCAUAAUUUGAAUGCGCGUUUAACAAAUGUUGAUUCAGCACGUGGACAACUUGCUGAGGAAAAUGAUCUAAAAACUGAUCUCUACAGCGCUGAGAAACAAGUCGAACUGUUACGUCGCCAACUUGAGGAUGAAGUCUUGUUGCGAACUGAAUUGGAAAGUCGUUUGCAGACCGCACGAGAGGACUUGGAAUUUUCUCGUCGGAGUCAUGACAAUCAAAUCGAGGAGUUGCGUCGUAAACGUCAAGUUGAAAUGACUCAUUAUGGUGAGGAGGUUCAGCACAAAUACGAAGCAAAACUCCAGGAGCAGUUACAUGCAAUGCGAACCGACUUUGAUUCCAGAAUUGCUGCACAACGCGCGGAUGUUGAAGACAUGUUUCAUGCAAAGUUGGUAGAAGCCAAUAAUCAGGCCGCCAAAUAUCGGGAAGCUUCUGCUCGUGCUCGUGAAGAGGCGACUUCUCUUGCUGUUCAAAAUCGGGAAUAUGAACGUACAACAAAAGACCAUCAAGGGAUUGUUGAUGGGCUUACUCGUCGUAUUAAGGAACUGGAAGGAACCCUGCGCAGAGCGCAUGAAGAUGCCGAAAUUCGGAUUCAACAACGAGACGAGCAAAUUGCUCAGUUAAAAUUGGAAAUCGCAAAUCUUACAUCAGACUAUCAGGAUGCGCUUGAUUUGAAAGUUAAACUGGACACUGAAUUGCAUGCUUAUCAGCAAAUGUUGGAGCAGGAAGAGACUCGAUUGCGUAUCACUCCAUCAGGCAGCCCGAAUACUUCGGCUGCGACCUCUAAUUUGAGUGCUACGAUGUCAUCUACACGUGUUGGCCUUCGAUCUACACCUUCUGUAUUCAAUGGAAGCGGCGGUGGUGACGUUUUUAUGGUUGGAUCACAACGUGGAACAAAGCGUCGUCGUGUAAACCAAGAGGAUUUUGUUAGCAUUGGUCAAUCGGCUCAAAAGUGGACGACUACUGGCGAUGGAGUGGGUGACUUAAUCAUCGAGGAACAUGACACUGAUGGUAAAUUCAUUCGGCUUUACAAUAAGGGAGAUGAAACUAUCUCUGUUGGCAAUUGGGUAGUUCGAUCAACAGCUGGAGAAAUUGAGACUACAUUCAAGUUUCCUUCGCGCGCAAAGAUUUUGCCAGGAAAACAUGCUACGAUUUGGUCUAGUAAUGCGAAUGCUGAACACCAACCGCCAAACAGUUAUGUCAUGAAAAACCAGAUUUGGCCACAUGAUCGCUGCAUUCGUACGGAACUUUUGAAUCCUGACCGUGAAGUUAAUGCUUGGCGUGAAUCGGUUUUAAAUCAGAGUUUUAAUGGAGUUCAAUAUGGAUCUGAUUCCGACAAGAAUUGCGUUAUUAUGUAA
Meloidogyne enterolobii is the source of this 1833-nucleotide messenger RNA. The record is from the annotation of a GenBank genome assembly. NCBI's taxonomy places the organism in Eukaryota, Metazoa, Nematoda, Chromadorea, Rhabditida, Meloidogynidae.